UACGUUUGUUGAUAACUACUAUCAGAAUAAUUCAUUAUCAGUUAUUCUGUAAUUACGCUUAGAAUUAUUGAUUUAGAGCAUAAGUGAGCUUACUGUGAUAUCUUUAAGUUAUAUUCAACGGCUGAUUUAAUAUAAGAAAAAUGGCUUUAUCCAAACCGAUUAUGAAUUUAAUGGCAUCGUAUUUACAGAACUUAUAUUUAAAUCCUAUUAAAACGAAAGCAAUUACAAGUUGCGUCGUGGGUACAGCAGGCAGCAUCGCGUCACAGCUGGUAGCAGGAGACAAAAUCAGACUCGAUCCAAUUUUAGCCUUUGGCCUAUAUGGAUUGUUGUUUGGAGGCACCAUCCCACACUACUUCUAUGAUUUGGUUGAGAGACUGUUUCCUGAAGAUGUUGUGGCAUUCCCUCUGGCAAAGAAGCUUUUAUUUGAAAGGCUGAUAUAUGCCCCUAUCAUGCAAGCAUUCUCACUGUACACACUUGCUAGGUUUGAGGGCAAGAACCACAGUGCUGCGGUGAAGCAGCUCUUAGCAUUGUACUUACCUAUCUUAGAAGCCAACUGGAAGUGGCUCACUCUGUUCCAAGUCAUCAACUUAGCAUUAGUACCACCCAUGCUGCGGGUUCUCUUCAUGAAUCUUGUAGGGUUCGGUUGGGCAAUGUUCCUUGCCACCAAGAGACGCCAACAAAGCCAGAAAAAGAACUGAACAUUAAGCCAGAACUUGUACUCAACUGGUGGUGGAUGCUAAUAUAUUUCUGUGAUGGAUAUGAAACUAUGAACACUACUUUUCUAUGUAUUUACAAGCAGACACAGUUGUGCCUCGCAAAUAGGGUCAAGGUUUGUUAAGAGUUUGGUGACCUCUAGUUAUUAUCCUCUUCAGAAUGUUUACUUCUUGUUAUUCUACUGAUAAGCUACAUUCAUUCCCAACUCAAUUAUAACUUUUAGUAGCACACUAAUACUCUAAACUAGGGCAUUUAAAACUGGUCACAAUGUUUUAAUUGUAAAUGCCAUAUUGCUUUAUACAAUAAAUUCGUUUAUAAUAAGGUUGAAAGACCAUUUUGUAUUGUAGAUAAAUAAUACAUUCCUAUCAUGGGGUGGAGUCCAUAUCUUAUCUUGUUUGAUAUGAUAUAAUUGGUUUAUAUAUUCAUGAGACUUUGCAUGUCAAUUAAGGAAAAUUUAUAUUUUUCUAAGGAUAGUUUAUAUAUUGUUAAUAAAAAAGAUAUUUAUGUAUCAGGGUAAUUUAUUUGUUGACAACAGCAAUUUAAUCCAUUACCUAUUUAAUGUUCCAAUAGGUUUUUUUUUCUAAAUAUACAUUAAUAUUGUGAAAUCUUCUAAUACUAUUUCACUAAAGUCGGCAAAAUCAAUUCUUAUGCAGUGCAUUUAAGAUGAGAUUCCUCUUUACAAAUCAAAUAGAAGAUUCUUUAUUUUAUAUUGAUUUUAUUUCGAUAUUGAUAAUAAACUGUUAUACUGUUAA
This is a messenger RNA of Trichoplusia ni (cabbage looper), 1466 nucleotides long. Its product is annotated as peroxisomal membrane protein 2. Gene Ontology annotation, cellular component: membrane; cytoplasm. The transcript is spliced from 4 exons. Bases 141 to 698 code for a protein of 185 amino acids. The record is from RefSeq and is a predicted model, not a curated record. Lineage: Eukaryota; Metazoa; Arthropoda; Insecta; Lepidoptera; Noctuidae.